AUGCAUAGAGUUCUUGUCAAUCUUCAACCUUUCAAUUUUUCCAUGAACGGAUUAAAGCUAAUUGUUCUACAUCUCAUUUUGCUGCUGUUUCAUGUCGAAGCACAAACAAUAGGCCCGGAUUUUUCUACACAAGAUAAUUCAAAUAAUUUUCAACCAAGCUUACUUGUUGUUAUAGGAAUUCUGGGUGUUAUGUUUGUGUUUACCUUUCUAAUUCUUGUAUACGCAAAGGUCUGCCACAGCAGAGAGCCUGUUGGUCGAAAUUCGAUUCAGAAUCGGACGGGGCUCAUUAGCUCAAGCGGUAGAUUUUCAGGCAUAGACAAGACGGUGAUUGAGUCACUUCCUUUCUUUAGAUUCUCAUCUCUGAAGGGCUCAAAGGAAGGGCUGGAAUGUGUAGUCUGUCUAUCGAAAUUCGAAGAUAUCGAAGUUCUUCGAAUGCUUCCAAAAUGCAGACAUGCCUUUCACAUUAAUUGCAUUGAUCAUUGGCUUGAGAAACACUCUAGCUGUCCUCUUUGCAGGCACAAAGUGAGUUCUGAGGAUUUGAAACUGAUCACUUAUUCAAAUAGUAUGAGAUUCUUGUGGAACAACCAAUCAGAGCGGAGAGAAGACUCGAACAACAAGGAGUUGUUUGUCGAAAGAGAAGGAAGCCAUAGAGGGUCUUCAAGAUUCAGCAUAGGAGGUAGCUUUAGGAAGAUUCAUGAAAAGGGUCAUAAUAAAGAAGAGGAAUUGUUAAUCCUACAAGAAAACGAAGAAGAUCAAAAUGUUUUGCAUAAGCACAACCACAAAAUUCUUGCGUCGGAUUUCGUCUUCAACAACAGGUGGAGUAAUUUGAGGUCUUCCGACCUCAUGUUCUUGAACUCUGAGAUGCUCAACGAGGUGUCAAGCGGUAGAUUCUCUUCCACGGAUUGGAACAUCGACAUGUCAUCUACCGGAAAUGCAGCAGAGAAUGAGGAAAUCAUGAAGGCCAAGGAGACGGAGAUGAAAAAAUCGUUUGAGAGCAAAGAUGGAAGAAUUAGUACUUCAGAUGGCAGGGCAAGUACUUCAAGUCAUACAUCGAGGUCUAUGAUGAACUCUGGUGAGCAGAGAUCGGUGUCGGAAAUCACUUCUUUUUCAAGGUAUGGAAGUUUGAGUGUGAAGAACAGGAAUACAGAUUCAUCUUCUUGGUCUGAAAACAAUGUGAAAGAGGAAAGGAUAAGAAGAGUUUGGUUGCCUAUUGCAAGAAGAACAGUUCAAUGGUUUGCCAAUGGAGAGAAAAGGUCUCAAUCGUCAAAUAAUCCACAAAGCCAGCCCUUAGAUGUGUAG
Messenger RNA from Morus notabilis, 1299 nucleotides. Its product is annotated as E3 ubiquitin-protein ligase ATL42. The record is from RefSeq and is a predicted model, not a curated record. The transcript has a single exon. The coding region runs from base 1 to 1299 and encodes 432 amino acids. Lineage: Eukaryota; Viridiplantae; Streptophyta; Magnoliopsida; Rosales; Moraceae.